GGCAAUCAUUGAUUCGGCAUGAACCCUCUCCUCCCAUCACCCGAUCGGCAUCGCCGGUUUCCACAGACCCGUUGCCACCAACACACCGCCGACACCCGCCCUUGCGACAGCGAUGGAGCCUGCAGAGGCCGUGUCGAUGGAGUCCUUCCAGGGACAGAAAGAAAACAUCCGUCCGCUCAGGCAGGGCCGAAGAGCCGCCGCGCUUGGCGGAUUCGGUGAAGACCCAACCGCAACCAAAAUCAAGCUCGAGGCCCGUCGGGCUCAGAUGGAGCAAGAGCUCGCUGCCGCGCCUGCCGACCUGGACGACCCCUUUGAGCCGCAUCUCAAGUACAUCCAGUGGCUCAACGAGAACUAUGCCUCGGGCACCACACACCUCAUGGCUGCGAUCGAGAAUGCUGUGCGGCUCUUUCGCAAGGACCCACGCUACCAGAACGACAUCCGGUACCUCAACAUCUGGAUGAUGGCUGUUGAGCACUCCUCUGACCCGCACGGCAUGUUCAAGUACCUCAGUGUCAACAAGAUUGGUCUGGUCUUUACUCUGUUUUACGAAAAGUACGCUCUGCUCCUCGAGAGCGAGAAGAGAUGGGACGAUGCCGACGCCAUUUACACCACCGGCAUCCGGCGCAGCGCCCAGCCCCUGGACCGGCUGAAGCGGCUUUAUGCCGAGUUUGUUCAUCGCAAGAAUGAGCACGCCGCCCAGGCAGAGUUUGAAAAGUCCCAGGGCAUCGCUGACGACUCCAUCGCCCGCCCGUCGCUUACUGUCCUCCACGAGGAUGCAGAAGUCGUUCAGCCUCGCAACACUCAGCACCGCCCGACUCUUGGCUCCCAGGGCAACCGGGCUGCCCUUGGUCCAAGUAGAUCAGCCCAGUCUGCUGCCGAUCGCACAGGGGCGUCGAAUCAGAGACUACAGGUCUAUGAAGAUCAACCCGAUGAUGACGACCACGGACGAGACCGCGUCUUGUUGCCCUCGGCCGAGUCAUCCAAUGCAUGGGACGACUACGGCGCCAAGCGCUCGAUCACAAAGGAAAACUACCGAGAGUCAAGCAAAUGGAAAGGAUCCACCCUCCCACAGAAGCUAAAGCCCGCCCCGUCCAGCGCCAAGAUCGAGGUCUUCCAGGAUGACGAGGAGGACGAACAGAACGAAAGUGCACCCAAACCAGCAGCUGCUGGCUUUAUGCGUAAGCCCCUGGCUCCGGUUGCUGCCACUGCACCCAAAGAUGCACUGAUCGAUUGCAUCGACGAGUCCAUGAGCUCCGAAGCCGACAGCAGCGUCCCUGCCAAAGCAGCUCCCAACAAGCCAGCGGCAUCAGCGUUGUCCGGCGGCAGUAGGCCAGCCGCGAAUGGAGCUGCAGACAAGUCCGGCGAGCCCAGCAAACCAGCGGGCCGUUCCGAAAAGCCCCCAGAGGUCAUGACAACCAACCUGGAGCUCUUUUGCGACGAAGCGAGCCAGAACUGGAUCAGUAUGGAGGAGCUUCGCGCCACACAAUACACGGUGGAGCCGCCCAAGCCCGAUCCAAUCCAGCAGCUUUUCACCCCCAAGAAGGCAUCGGCUCGCAUGGCAGCGACUCCGCGAACACCUCUGGACCAGCGACACGAGUCGCCAUUCGCGGAGAUGAAGAGCUUUGAGGCUCCGCUUCUGGACUCGCCUGUGGUCCAGAUUUCGUUCCAGACAUACGGCACCAUCGAUGACACGAUUGCGCGGACCCGGCCCAAGCUCAAGUCCUCGGUCAUUUCCUCACCCACAAUCAACACCCGCGCGGCCCUGGACGAUGUCAUGGAGAUGUUCAACGGCCCACCGGUCGAGCUGGGAUUGCCACACGCUAGCGCAGCCAGCGAGCACGCGGGCCACGGCAUGUCCACUACAUUCGAUCAGGCCGAUAACGAAUCCGAGCGCGAGUACUUGCAUGAUUCCGAAGACGAGACCAUCUCGGCACAGGUCUACCGCCCUGCCGCAAGCCAGUUUCAGAUUUGCAAGGACGACACCGAGGUUAUUCCGAUGGCGGCUCGCCAGUUUGGCGCAGGCCGAAGAUCACUCGUGCCUGCGACCGAUCGCCCCUCGCCGCCAGAGACUGGACGAUCGUCCUUCUCGGGCCAGGCGAAGAGAGACAGCGGCGGCUCGUCGCGAUCUUCGCUGCCCUUCGUGGCAUACUCGGACCCUCAGUCGGCGAACGAAAGCUGCGCAAGCCCCGAGUAUCGCUCGGAUCGAAAGGUCUUUCCUGAAGUGUACUCCUCGCCCCAGCAACACCUUCAGCCGCACGACCAUCCCUUUGACGAAAACAAUGUGGCCUCCACAUCCAAACCCGCUGGUUUCAGACGAGCCUUUGGCACCGUGCUCCAGGCCAGACACACUAGUGCUGAUUCGAGCGGCUCUCCACUCCAGCAACGCGGCGGGUCUCAGGAACCCAUGUUGCAGCAGCAACCAAUGCUCUACCAAAACCUGGAUGACGACGGUGCAUCGCCGCUCCAUGAGACUGCCAAGACCCCGCUCCAGUCGCUCCGCCGUCGCCCUCGGGAAUCUGCAUAUGUGGGCACAAUGACCCCGAUUGCCGAAGUCAGUAUCCUCGGAGCCAACUCCAGCACUGUCCGCAGCAGCCGAAUCUUUGGUCCGGAAGAGGGCACAGCGCCCUUCAACCUGACGAUGAGCACCAUCACACGCACACACAGUCAUAGUCACGACGAAAUUACCUUCAAUACUGGGGGUGACGACGACGACGCUGUGCGCAAGAGCGAUGGAGAUGACGAGGACGAUGGGCUUUGGCAAGAUUCCUUGGGCUCCAACAAAGUCCUUGACACGAUUGUGCUCCAGCAGCAGCAACAACGACAGCAACAACGACAGCAACAACGACAGCAACAGCAGGACGAAGCUUCCAGGAGCGAACGCUGCUCGAUCGCACCUUCGCUCGAUCAGGACAUGACCAAGCUAUCGUUGCUGAACGAGCUCGAGCAAACGCACAGCUCCAUUCCUCGACAAUCGCUCGGCACAAGAGUUAGUCUGUCUGCAUCCGAACGGUUUGGUGCUCGAGGUGCCCAUCCCGACGACGCGGAUGCUUACGAUUAUGUCUCGGUCGAGAAUCCCUGCGAUCCACGCACGGCCCGCGUUCAGCUGCUGAUGUUGAACUUUCUCCAAGAAACCCUGGUCACCUGGGACGACCUGCACGAUUGCCGGAGAGCAGAGUCGCAGCAGCUGCGCCGCUCGCUCGACGGUCUUGUGCACUCCAAGAGGGCCCUGGAGCUGCCAAACGCCGAGGAGUUGCAAUGUGUCAAGAAGCUGGGCGAGGGAGGCUACGGCGUGGUUUACCUGGUUUCCAGCGCCUCCGCGCCUCGGGGCAGCUCGCCAAGCGAUGCCGACCACAGCUUCGAGCAGCCGACACCGUUCUCUGCGAUUAAAAUCCAGUCGCCUCCAUCACCAAUGGAGUUUUACAACCUCAAGACGCUCCGCCAACGACUGCCAGAGCGAAUCCUGAGCUCGGUUGUGGCGCCAAUCUCGCUGCAUGCCUUUCAGGACGAGUCGGUCUUCCGGAUGGAGUACAUCAACCAGGGGAGCAUCCUGGACUGCGUCAACCGCCAGGGCGGCCAGGGGCUCGAGGAGCACCUGGCAACGUUCUUUGCGAUCGAGAUCCUGCGGACGAUCGAAGUAGUUCAUGCAGCCGGUAUGGUCCAUGGCGACAUCAAGCCCGACAACAUCCUGCUGCGGCUGCAAUCGGUGCGCAACAUGGACGAGUGGGAUCCGGUCUACCGGCCGGAUGGCUCGCACGAGUGGAGCCGCAUGGGCAUCAAGCUCAUCGACUGGGGAACCGGCAUCGACCUGGGGCUGUUCCCAGAAGACCAAGCAUUUGCCUUUGACCCGAUGGACAGCUACGAGUCGGCAAUCAUCGGCACAGGCAACCGGAACGCCAAAGCAGACCCAAGCAUCGAGAGCUGGGAGGUGCGCAACGGCAUGCCCUGGAAGUACGAUGCCGACUGGUACGGUGCGGGCGGAUGCAUUCACGUGCUCCUCUUUGGCAAGUACAUGGAGGUGGCCGAGGAACAGGGCCGCAGCUACGACCGGCCUACGAUCAAGGUCGCCGGAUCGCACUUCCGGCGGUACUGGGCUCCGCAUUGGAAGCCGCUGUUUGACCUGCUGCUGAACUCGGGGGCUCACAACGAGUGGCUGCUGCGCCAAAUCCAAGAUCGACGGGCAAGCCUACCGAGCAUCGGACCGGAUGUGAGCGACAGCAAUCUCCAGUGCGAGACACUGGACUACCCAGAGUACGAGCGGAUCUUUCCGGUUGUGCGCAAGAUCCGCGGCCUGCGCAAGGACAUGGAGACGUGGCUGCAAGAGAACUCGUCCAAGAGCGGCAAGCGCAUCCGAUCGAUGCUCAAGGCGCUCCGGGACGAUCUCAAGAAGAAGAACUGAGUCUUGGCGAUUGGGUGUGGUGACUGGGGGAGUAGAGCGGGGCGGGGGCUAAAUCUGAUAGGACCUAUGCGUUCGCUUAUGCAUGUCCUGAACAAACACAGUGUAUCAACG
This is a messenger RNA of Polychytrium aggregatum, 4507 nucleotides long. RefSeq lists its product as uncharacterized. The coding region runs from base 113 to 4396 and encodes 1427 amino acids. Gene Ontology annotation, molecular function: protein kinase activity; ATP binding. The record is from RefSeq and is a predicted model, not a curated record. NCBI's taxonomy places the organism in Eukaryota, Fungi, Chytridiomycota, Chytridiomycetes, Polychytriales. The transcript is spliced from 5 exons. Gene Ontology annotation, biological process: protein phosphorylation; mitotic spindle assembly checkpoint signaling; meiotic sister chromatid cohesion, centromeric.